Sarcophilus harrisii (Tasmanian devil) is the source of this 2574-nucleotide messenger RNA. Its product is annotated as vomeronasal type-2 receptor 26-like. Gene Ontology annotation, molecular function: G protein-coupled receptor activity. Lineage: Eukaryota; Metazoa; Chordata; Mammalia; Dasyuromorphia; Dasyuridae. The record is from RefSeq and is a predicted model, not a curated record. The transcript is spliced from 6 exons. Gene Ontology annotation, cellular component: membrane. Bases 1 to 2574 code for a protein of 857 amino acids. Gene Ontology annotation, biological process: G protein-coupled receptor signaling pathway.
AUGUUCUUCAGGCUUUUCUUCUUUCUGCUUUUGCAGCUGCCAUUGUCUGUGGGCAGGGAGCAAGGGACUCCAUGCCACCUAGAAAGGUCUUUCAGCCCCACAUACUUCAGAGAUGGGGAUCUUGUUGUUGGAGGAUUUUUUCCUUUACUCAUACAUAAAGUGCCCACAUUUAAAUAUUGGAAAAUGUUUUGGUUUCGUCCUCAAUAUAAUAAUGAAGAUUAUAAGUGGCAGCUCAAACACUAUUAUCAAGUCCUGGCUUUUAUGUUUGCUAUAGAAGAAAUCAACAGGAACCCGAAUCUGUUGCCCAACAUUUCUUUGGGAUUUCAUGUCUACAAUGCUUAUCACAAUGAUGAGAGAGCCUUGGAGAGUUCCCUCAUGUGGCUGUCAGGCCAGGGACAGACCAUUCCAAAUUACAGCUGUGAAAGGCAGAGAAAGUCUGUAGUGGUGAUUGGAGGAGCCACUAGUGAAAUGACUUUCUCCAUGGGAACUCUACUGGAGCUCUAUAAGCUCCCACAGAUCAGCUAUGGUCGCUUUGAUCCACUCAUAAGUGACCCACUUCAGUUUCCUUCUGUUUAUCAGAUGGCCCCCAGUGACACCUCUCUUCCCCUUGGCAUGGUCAGGUUAAUGCUUCAUUUUAAAUGGACUUGGGUGGGUCUUGUUGUCUCAGAUGAUUCAAGAGAUGAGAAAUUCCUCAGGGACCUUCAAGAAGAAAUGGCCAGAAAUGAUGUCUGUGUGGCCUUUAUAGAAAAGAUCUCCACUAGUUAUUCAUUAAAUGCAAAAUUGUAUCAAACUUUUAUAUUCAGGAUAUUUCGUUCUACAGCAAAUGUGCUUGUCAUUUAUGGAGAUACAAAUUCACUUCUGAGCCUGAUGUUUACAAAAAAUCCUUAUGUCCUUGUAAGAAGAGUGUGGAUCACUACCAGUCAUUGGGAUGUUGCCAAAAAACCUGGUUAUAUCUAUUUUGAUAAUUUCCAUGGGGCUCUGAUAUUUUCAGAUCAGACAAGUAGGAUUCCUGAGUUCAAACAUUUUCUGAAAACUGUUAACCCUGCCAGAUACCCAGAGGAUAUUUUCCUUAAGAACUUUUGGAACUCGGGUUUUGGAUGUGUAUAUAAACAUGGAAAGGAAGGUGAAGGUAUCUGUUCACUAAAUGCCUCUUUAGACACAAUACAGCUGAGCUAUUUAGACAUCACUAUGUCUGACCAGAGUUAUACUGUCUACACUGCUGUGUAUGCUGUGGCCUGGGCCCUUCAUGAGAUGUUCUUGGUGAGAUCGGAAAUGGAAUCCAAUGUAGAUAGGAACAACAGAAUUGUUUCCCUUCAUAAGCUCCAUUACUUUCUGAAGAAUAUCCAGUUUAACACUAAUGCUGGGAAACUGGUGGUCUUGGAUAAGAAGAGGAAGUCUCUGGCAAACUAUGAUAUUCUCAACUAUGUGACUUUUACCAAUGAUACUGAAGUCUUGAUAAAAGUAGGAGAGUUUACUCCUCAAGCUCCACUUGGCCAAGAUUUCACCAUCCAAGAGAAGGCCAUUACGUGGCCCAGAUGGAAUAAAAAACCUCCUCAGUCCAGAUGCAGUAAAGUCUGUGGUCCUGGAUUUCAGAAGAAAGCCCAGGAGGGAAGGCCUUUCUGCUGUUUUAACUGUGACCCCUGCCCAGAGAGGCACAUUUCCAACCAGACAGAUGCAGAUCAAUGUGUGAAAUGCCCUGAAGAUCAAUAUCCCAAUCACCAGAGGAAUCAAUGCCUCCCAAAAAUGGUGACCUUCCUAGACUAUGAAGAGCCCUUGGGGAUGGCCUUGGCUUCUAUAGCUGUUUGUUUGUCUCUCCUCACAGCUCUGGUUCUCUGGGUCUUUGUGAGGUACAAAAACACCCCCAUAGUCAGAGCCAAUAACAGGGAUCUCAGCUACAUCCUCCUCAUCUCCCUUUUCUUCUGCUUCCUCUGUUCUUUGCUCUUCAUUGGUCACCCAACAGCAGCCCAUUGCCUUCUCCGACAAACAACCUUUGGAGUCAUGUUCACGGUGGCCGUCUCCACUAUUUUGGCCAAAACGAUCAUUGUGAUUCUGGCCUUCAGAGCCACCAGACCAGGCAGCAGGAGCAGGAAAUGGAUGGGAUCCAGAGCACCCAUUUCUGUUGUUCUCUUUUGCACCUUGAUUCAAGGCAUGCUCUGUGGAGUCUGGCUGCUGCUCUCUCCCCCAUUCCCAGAGGCAGACACACACUCUGACCACGAGCACAUUAUCUUGGGCUGUAAUGAGGGUUCCCUUAUUGCCUUCUAUUUUGUCCUGAGCUACAUGGGAGUCUUGGCCCUGGCAAGCUUCGCUGUGGCCUUUUUUGUUAGAAAUCUCCCGGACACGUUCAAUGAAGCCAAGUACAUCACCUUCAGCAUGCUGGUGUUCUGCAGUGUCUGGGUCUCCUUCCUCCCCACGUACCAGAGCACCAAGGGGAAGAUGAUGGCGGCCGUGGAGAUCUUCUCCAUCUUAAGCUCCAGUACUGGCUUGCUGGCCUGCAUCUUUAUCCCCAAAUGCUAUGUGAUCCUUCUGCAGCCCCACAGGAACAUCAAGAAAUCUUUAAAGGAUAAUAAGUGUUGA